UGGGAGGGGUUUUAUCAACCACAUUGAAGCUCCACUGGUCUUUAAAUAUAAGAGCUUCAUAUGUAGAAAUGAGAAACAAGGCAUUCCACCUGAAGCGACUUUUAAGUCAUGGUCUCCAACUUUCCUGUUGCGCUGCUGGUCCUGUGUGCUCUCAGCUUGGCUCAGGCCCAGCUAAGGCUUUUCAAUCUUCGGGCCAGCGACCUUCCCUCUAACCUGCUUGGAACAGCUGACGGUUAUGUCAAGGUGUUCUGUGGAGCAACCAGCCUGGGUAAGACUGCUGUUCGUAAAGACACAGCCAACCCCUGGUGGGAAGAGGAGUUCAACUACUUCCAUGCUCUGGAAAAUGAUGAGAUGAUGCUUGAAGUGUAUGACAAUGACCUAUUCUUUGAUGACCUGGUGGGGGUCUGCCAGCGUCAGCUCCAGCCUGGAACCCAUCAACUUGACUGCUUUCUUAAAAAAGGCGGCACACUUCACUAUUCCUACACCCUUGGUUAACACAGCCAGUAGUCUUGUGUAGAUAUACAUGACAUACUGGUACAACAUGCUCAACAUCCAUUAUUCCCACUCAUGGUAUGUAUGAUGUGAUAUUGGCUCAGUGAUUCCAUGCCUCAUCAUGUAAUACCAGAUUCUUUAGCAAGAAAAUACAUUCUGGUCCUGUUGUCCAAAAGAAUUAAUCCUUGUUUCACCUUUUUACCACCAGUGAAAAAUAAAAAUACUACUGCAACAAAA
This is a messenger RNA of Poecilia latipinna (sailfin molly), 729 nucleotides long. RefSeq names its product perforin-1-like. The transcript is spliced from 2 exons. Gene Ontology annotation, cellular component: membrane. Gene Ontology annotation, biological process: immunological synapse formation; T cell mediated cytotoxicity; defense response to virus. Gene Ontology annotation, molecular function: wide pore channel activity. NCBI's taxonomy places the organism in Eukaryota, Metazoa, Chordata, Actinopteri, Cyprinodontiformes, Poeciliidae. The record is from RefSeq and is a predicted model, not a curated record. The coding region runs from base 109 to 495 and encodes 128 amino acids.